AUGGUAGAUUCUGCCUAUAUCAGUCCCACGUCCACCCUGGAUAGUAGUCAGUCCAGUCAGAAAAACAGUAUACGGAAAAAAAACUGGUUCUCUAGACGCCCGCUAAAACAGUCAUCGCCACCAGCACAAGCACCGGCACCGGUCGACACCGAUUUUAGGCCCCCUUCACCCAUCAAAUCCUCAACGGCAACUCCCGUCACACCACAAACCCUUUCAUCUGAAUCCGCUUCCUCACUGCCCCGUCGCCACCGUGCCGAUACUGCCAGUCUCAAAGAAUACGGUGAAUGUUAUCGUCGCUUAGGCGAAGGCACGACCGCGGUGGUCAUGGUGGUCCGGAAACUGGGCGACGACGGUCGAAGCGAGAAACUUUAUGCGAUAAAACAAUUUCGCAAACGUCAAAAGUCCGAAUCCGAAAAAGAAUACAUGAAGAAACUCACAAGCGAGUUUUGUAUUUCAUCCACAUUUCACCAUGGCAAUGUCAUUGAAACUAUUGAUCUAGUUUUAGAUGACCGUAAACGUUACUGCACGGUCAUGGAAUACUGUCCUGGCGGUGAUCUGUUUUCAUGUAUUAUGUCUGAACGCAUGACGGAGCGCGAAAAGGCUUGCUGUUUCAAGCAAAUAAUGCAGGGUCUGGCUUACCUUCACUCGGUCGGAGUCGCUCAUCGAGAUAUCAAACCUGAGAAUUUAUUGUUAACCCAAGAUGGUCAAGUGAAAAUCACUGAUUUUGGCGUGUCUGAUGUGUUUCGUUUUCCAUGGGAAUCUCAAGGUCAUAAAAGUCGCGGUCUCGUUGGCUCUGAACCUUACAUUGCGCCGGAAGCUUUUGAACAAAAGGAAUAUUCGGGUGCGGCCGCUGAUGUAUGGUCUGCAGGUGUGGUGCUCUAUUGUAUCUGGCUCGGUGGACUCGCCUGGCAUAAAGCCAAGAAAUCCGACACUGCCUAUGCCACCUAUGUCCGCGUGUAUCCCAGUCGAACUUUUGAGCUUUUCAAAAAGUUUCCCAUGAAUGCCAAACAACUCAUCUACAAAAUGCUUGAUCCUCACCCUGAGACGCGAAUAUCCGCCCAAGACGUUCUCAACGAACCCUGGGUAAAAUCCAUCCUGGUCUGUCACGACGGUCUUGACAGUAGCGGGCAACGCCAUCAUCAUACCUCCGCCACCCUGGCUUCACGCAAACGCUAG
Radiomyces spectabilis is the source of this 1176-nucleotide messenger RNA. RefSeq names its product kinase-like domain-containing protein. The transcript has 2 exons. The coding region runs from base 1 to 1176 and encodes 391 amino acids. Gene Ontology annotation, biological process: intracellular monoatomic cation homeostasis; intracellular signal transduction; protein phosphorylation. The record is from RefSeq and is a predicted model, not a curated record. Lineage: Eukaryota; Fungi; Mucoromycota; Mucoromycetes; Mucorales; Radiomycetaceae. Gene Ontology annotation, molecular function: protein serine/threonine kinase activity; ATP binding.